UGGCAAUUGGCUUAUGAUUCCUUUCAGCCUAUUGCGUUGUUGUUUACCAAAAGGAAAUUUAUAUGUACCUAGAAGAAGCGUGCAUCUGAUGCGUGCUCUCAUUCCAAGUCAUACUGAUCCAAAUAUUGCAAGGCAUGUUUCUCCGGCCGAAGGGCUGAAACUUGAGGAAGUUGACGUCCCACAAGUGCGAGAAGACAAGGUGUUAGUACGAGUUCGAGCAAUAGCGAUUAAUAGAGCGGAUAUUUUACAACGAAAGGGACUGUAUCCACCUCCUCCAGGGGUGACACAAAUACCAGGCUUAGAGUGUGCCGGAGAAAUAGCAAAGAUUGGUCCUUCUUGUAAACGAGGUUUUAAAGAAGGUGAUUCCGUUAUGGCCAUUUUGCCAGGUGGUGGUUAUGCAGAUUAUUGUGUUGUAGAUGAGUCCAACUUGAUUCAUAUUCCAAGCAAGUUUAGUUUUGAAGAGGCUGCAGCCAUUCCAGAAGUUUGGAUCACGGCCUUUCAACUGUUAUAUUGGAUUGUCAAAGCUCAGGCAAAUGAGUAUGUUCUGAUACACGCAGGUGCUUCCGGAGUUGGCUUGGCAGCUAUUCAACUGGCGAGUAAGUGCCUGAAUGGUCAUGUCAUAGCAACGGCUGGUUCUCAACGAAAAUUGGAAGCCUGUAUUCACUUUGGUGCAAAACAAGCGUUCAAUUAUAAAGAACAAGAUCUUUCCGUGUCAGAUAACGUGAGAAAUGUUGCGAUAGAUGGUGUUCAUGUUAUUCUAGACUGUGUAGGUGCUUCCAUGUGGAACGAAAACGUCAAAAGUUUGAGAGAAGAUGGAAGGUGGGUUUUGUAUGGGACUUUGGGAGGAGCAAAGCUAAGGGAAUGUAACCUUGCAACUUUGUUGGGAAAACGUCUUAGUUUCUAUACUACCACACUAAGAGGUCGCACACGCGAGUACAAAACGAAUUUAGUCAAGGACUUUGAAAAAAAGAUUUUGCCUCGUCUGGUUGAUGGUACUUGUGUCCCUGUUAUAGACAAAGUGUUUGAUGGAGUAUCAAAUGUUGCUGAAGCUCAUGCCUAUGUCGAAGCGAAUGCUAAUAUCGGAAAAGUGGUCGUGAAAUGGACUCACUGCUAAGAAACUCGUCAAUGAAAAUGAACGAUAAUAUUCGUUUUCAAACAUGAACUUGUCAAUAACCUACAAAAUAGAGUCGUUCUAUGAAUUUUGGCAAGUACUUUCUAACCAUAUAUAUAUAUAUAUAUAUAUAUAUAUAAACAACUCGCAAAAUGU
Molecule: messenger RNA, 1267 nt
Organism: Galdieria sulphuraria
Lineage: Eukaryota; Rhodophyta; Bangiophyceae; Galdieriales; Galdieriaceae
Product: NADPH2:quinone reductase
Exons: 3
Coding region: 14-1114 (366 amino acids)
Molecular function (GO): quinone reductase (NADPH) activity; NADPH binding; quinone binding
Source: RefSeq, a predicted model, not a curated record